CAGCAACUGCUGUUGCCCACUGCAAGAGAGGAAAUGGCCUCAUUAAAGUGAAUGGAAGACCUCUAGAAAUGAUUGAGCCCAGAACUCUGCAGUAUAAACUGCUUGAACCUGUCCUCCUCUUGGGAAAGGAACGGUUUGCUGGUGUUGACAUCAGAGUCCGUGUAAAGGGUGGUGGCCAUGUAGCACAAAUCUACGCUAUCCGUCAAGCUAUUUCCAAAGCAUUGGUGGCUUACUAUCAAAAAUAUGUCGAUGAAGCUUCCAAGAAAGAGAUCAAGGAUAUUCUAAUCCAGUAUGAUAGGACGCUGCUGGUUGCAGAUCCUCGUCGUUGUGAAUCCAAGAAAUUUGGAGGACCUGGUGCUCGUGCACGCUACCAGAAGUCUUACCGUUAAAAUUGUUCUACAGUCAUGUGACAGUCAAUAAACAUACAGAAAAUUUGAUAAAUU
Molecule: messenger RNA, 443 nt
Organism: Pterocles gutturalis (yellow-throated sandgrouse)
Lineage: Eukaryota; Metazoa; Chordata; Aves; Pterocliformes; Pteroclidae
Gene: RPS16
Product: ribosomal protein S16
Exons: 4
Coding region: 69-389 (106 amino acids)
Biological process (GO): maturation of SSU-rRNA from tricistronic rRNA transcript (SSU-rRNA, 5.8S rRNA, LSU-rRNA); translation
Cellular component (GO): cytosolic small ribosomal subunit; ribosome
Molecular function (GO): RNA binding; structural constituent of ribosome
Source: RefSeq, a predicted model, not a curated record